Molecule: messenger RNA, 1022 nt
Organism: Trichoplusia ni (cabbage looper)
Lineage: Eukaryota; Metazoa; Arthropoda; Insecta; Lepidoptera; Noctuidae
Exons: 3
Coding region: 228-719 (163 amino acids)
Source: RefSeq, a predicted model, not a curated record
AUACACAAAAACUAUCAAAAGCAUUUGUACGUAUAUACUAGUACAUAUAUUAUUACAAAUGAUUACUUCAACAUCUUCAAAUUGGCACAUGGUUCAUUACAUUGAUUUAAAGAAAAUUCAAUUGUGUUUGGUAGCAAUGGGUGUGACGAAUCACGAACAUACGGCAUCGUAUGCCAGUGAUGAAAUAGUAUCGAACAGUUAACCGGCGCGCGAAUACAUAAUUACAAAUGUGUCGACUGGUUGUGUGCUUGUUGUUUAUUUGCUUUUUCCAAAAUGGGAUCAAAUUAUCAAUGCAAGACGAUCCAACAACUGAAGCCCCAGCAACAACACCUACCGAAGAACCAAAAAAGAGUAAUUCCAGUGAAAGUAUAAAUAAGUCAUCAAAAGAAUCUACUACAGAAUCAGGACAGACUACUGAUGAUGAAGUUCGAAGAGGUAACUACGCAGGCACAGAUAUAGACAGCGAUAUGGAAUACACGACGAAAAAGAUAAGAGCAGGAACAAUAAUGGAAAAUCUAGAACCACCGAUGACCUUACGUCCAAAACCAAAGUCGAAGGGUACACCCAAAGUUGCCGACGAAAUUGAUUAUCAAAGCAAAUUGAUGGAGCUACAAGAGAAGAUUACCAAGGCUGUUGCCAAAGGAGUAGAAGGUGCAAAGGAGAUGGCUGAUGGAGCUUACAAUUUCCUUAGGGAUACCGUCACAGGAAUCUUUAAAUAACUACAGUGGUGCUAUUUGAAGGGAGUGAACAUUUAUUGAUUGUAUUUUUUUAAUUAUUUGAAGAUGUUGUUUUAUUGAUUAUGUGAGUACAGUUUCUUUCCUCAAGUGAUGUGCCGAUGGCAUCGUUUUUUUUUUAUUUGUAAUAUGCGGUCGUUUUUUUUUCGUUCACAUCAUCCACACGACGUCAUCUGAUUUCAAACAAAGCAAAGCUUUUCUAAUGAAUGAAGAGAAAACUAUAAACAUACUUGAACAAUACUUCAAAAUACACACAUAAUCUAUACUUCUAUAUACUAAUAUAUAAAG